Messenger RNA from Mesoplodon densirostris (Blainville's beaked whale), 4561 nucleotides. RefSeq names its product transcription termination factor 1-like. The transcript is spliced from 10 exons. Lineage: Eukaryota; Metazoa; Chordata; Mammalia; Artiodactyla; Ziphiidae. The record is from RefSeq and is a predicted model, not a curated record. The coding region runs from base 513 to 2192 and encodes 559 amino acids.
CCAGCACUUCCGGAUUGGAAGGCAGGUGGCCACGCGUUCGGAAGGAGUAAAAUGGAAGGAGGAUCAAGCAGAUUGGAAACCCACACUCCAGUUUUCGUCUAGAAAAAGACCAAGCAUUCUGUACAUAAGGAGAGACAUGGGAGACAUCCCCAUGAAAGUUUCAGAGACUCCUCCCUGGCAAAGGAACAGGCUGACAUAACUAAGGGUAAAAAAAAAGAGAAAGCAUGCCCAGCAUCUUGUUUCUUCUCCUUUGAAACAAUCAAAAAUGUGCGAUGAGCCUGAAAAGACCACUUCUAUACCCAAAAAGAAUAAAAAGAGAAGAAAAGGUGCUUUGGGAGUCUAUAAGGAAACAGGUAUGGUGUACAUCCUGGUGGAUAAAGAAAACAUUGAGAACACACCCAAGAAUUUUAGAAAGCAUGUCGAUGUCAUUUACAUUGAUGUAAGCAAGCGGCAAAAGUCAACAAAAGGGCCUGAAGCAGAUGAACCGCAUUUAGUUACUAAGUCACGUGAAAAUGAGUCAGAACUGCAUGAUAAAGUUCGGGGGGAAAAAGCAUAAAAAACAUCGGAGGGAAGUCGCGUCCUGUGAUGCUGUCCAGGAGAGUCUGGGUGCAAGCAUCACCCUGCCCGGAUCAGAAUCCCAAGAGCAGGAACCCCAGCCUCCCAUGGGCCAAGAAGGUGAAAUUGCACAACUACCAGUGUCUGCAGAUCAAAGCAAUUCUAAGACAAGAAAAAGGAAGCGUCCAAGUGACCAGGAAUUCGAGGCCUUGCCUGCGCCUGAGAGCGCUGAGAACAUAUACUCAGAGGGAUCCCAAGUGAUUGGUGAGGUCGGGACUGCAGGGGGCAAUCAGGAGUCCAGUGGCCUCAAGAAAAAGUCUAAGAAAAGGAAGAGAAGAUCUUCUGUUGAUAUUGCCGUGGCACCUGGUGGUUAUUUUUCAGUGCUCAGGACGAGCUCUGAGGACACGCUCUUUGAUUCAGUGGAAGGUACUGGUACCUUGAUUAAAGAAAUUGCGAAACCCAGGCCACAAGAGGAGAAACCCCAGGGCUGUUCGGAAGAGGUGCAGAGAUUAGAACCCACAAAUGAAGAAGAUAGCAAUUUGGAGUGGGCUAAAGAUCCUGAAACCAAAUAUUUAUCUGAAGAUUCGAGAGAUUCAGAUAAUUCAGAUGUGGAUUUGGAUUCCGCUGUGAGGGGGCUCCAGGAGUUCCUCCCUGAUAUCAAGGAGAGGGCUGCCACUACAAUUAAGCGAAUGUAUCGGGAUGACUUGGGACACUUUAAAGAAUUUAAAGCCCAGGGUGUCGCUAUUAAAUUUGGCAAGUUUUCCAUGAAGAAAAAUAAGCAGUUAGAGAAAAACCUGCGAGAAUUUCUGUCUCUGACAGGAAUCGAGAAUGCAGACAAGCUGCUGUACACAGACAGAUACCCAGAGGAGAAAUCUCUAAUCACCGACUUAAAAAGAAAAUACUCGUUUAGAUUGCACAUUGGUAAGGGCAUUGCCUGGCCCUGGAAACUCGUAUACUGUCGAGCAAAGAAGUUGUUUGAUGUCAACAAUUACAAAGGCAGGUAUAGCAAAGGAGAUACUGAGAAGCUAAAGGUAUACCAGUCCCUCCAUGGAAACGACUGGAGAAAGAUUGGUGAGAUGGUGUCUCGAAGUAGCCUCUCUGUGGCCCUGAAGUUCUCCCAGAUCAGCAGUCAAAGAAAUCAUGGUGCUUGGAGCAAGACGGACACCCAGAAACUAAUCAAGGCUGUUGAAGAAGUGAUUCUAAAGGAAAUGUCUCCCCAGGAGAUAAACGAGAUGGAUUCUAAACUCCAAGAGAAUCCUGAAGGCCACCUGUCAGUUGUUCGGGAAAAACUGUACAAAGGCAUAUCCUGGGUAGAAGUGGAGGCGAAAGUGGAAACCAAGAAGUGGAUGCAGUGUAAAAGUAAGUGGACGGAAAUUCUAACCAAGAGGAUGACAAAUGGUCGGGACCUAUACCGGGGACUUAAUGACCUACAGGCCAAGAUCAACCUCAUUGAAAGGUUGAAUGAAAUAAAUGUGGAAGAUGUUAAUGGAAUAGACUGGGAAGAUCUUGCUAGCACCAUAGGGGGUGUUCCUCCAUCUUAUGUCCAAAGUAAAUUUUAUAAGCUGAAAGCUUCCUGUGUUCCGUUUUGGCAGAAGAAGACUUUUCCAGGUCAGUAUUUUCGAUAUCUGAAUAGUUAAAAACGCAGCAUAUGGGGAUACACACUGGUAGUGUGACCUUGCGUAGUGACUUCUGGGAACCUCAGAUUCUUCAAAUGGAAAAUGGUAAAAAUUGGCAAAUUAUAACCCCUACCUGACAGGACUUUCAAAAGUACUAAAUGAGAUAAUGAGCUUGAGAAGUGUGGUCACCAGGCCGCCGGGCGUUUAGCAAGCACUGGGUGAGGAGCUGCGAGUGCUUCUGGAUUGCACAGCACACAUGCUCACACCACAUGCCUGCACACACACUGAUCCACAAAAAACUGGAGGUACAGUUUCUUCUCUGCAGCCAUUUGUAGGUGGUUUACAUAUGUAAUUCCCAAACCUGGACUAUCGGAGUCAGGUGGGGAACUUGGGAAAAAAGAUACAUACCUGGGUCUCAUCCCAGACCCAGUUGAUCCUAGUCUCUAGUCUGUGUCCAGAGGCUAGAUUUUUCUCUAACAAGCUCACAGAUGAGUCGCCAGUGGCCUGCCCAGCAUCAUUGUUUGGAACCCACUGGUUCGGGUAACACUCCACCCUGCAGUGUGUGACAAAAUGCUCCUUGCGUUCAGCAGACAGCACUGCCUGGGUUUGAAUCCUGGCUUCGCCCUCCUGACUCUAUGACUUUGGAUGAGUUUCAUGUCUUUAUGCCUCAUUUGAAACACAGGUGAACAAUAGUGCCUACCUCAUAGCAUUUUUGAGAGGAUUGAAUGAGUGACUAUGAAUAAAGCAGUAGAGCCAGGUCUUGCUACAGUGCCAGAAACAAUGCAUUGUCAUCGUCCACGCCAUUCGUCCUUUGACCUUGGGAAGAGGCUUUGUCAGAUCAUCUCAAGAUUCAGUUUCUUUAGAGAUUAUAGACUACCUUCAUGAGACUAGUCUACCGUUGCUUAGAGAAAAACUAGAGAAGAAGAUGGAGAAAAACGGGACUGAGAUCCAGACUCUGGCAACCCCCAAGCCAGUCUUCCUGUUUUGAGACAUCUUUUGUUGUGACGAUGACAGUGAGGGAGAAGACGGAGAUGAACAAUGUUAAGCGGCUGCUACUCUCUUGUCCAUUUUUCUAGGUCUGGUUGUGUUUAUGUACGUGUCAAUAAUGCUAUUUCCACUAUUGAUUUUACUGAAGAAGGUGCAACAGCCAAAGGAAGGGUAUGAAAAUAAUAACAUACUGUGGAACAUUAAAAAUUGAUUCACAUUUCAUAUUCAAGUUUGUCUGAAUGUGAAAAGAAAGGCGAGUACAUGAGUUGAUUUAAUAUUUUCUGUGCUAUUAUAUUGAAAAUUAUCAUAUUGAAAAUACUUACAACUAAUGGUUUUCAUACCACAACAGGAUCCCAAGUGCCUCUAAUGGCAGCAGAGGGUAGUCAUGUCCAAGGAACAUUUUCUUUUUGUUUUUUUUUUUGGCUGUGCCACAUAGCUUAUGGGAUCUUAGUUCCCCACCGGGGAUUGAACCCAGACCCUCGGCAGUGAAAGCGCAGAGUCCUAAGCCCUGGACCGCCAGGGAAUUCCCCCAAUGAACAUUUUCGUGGUGUGGAUUCAACUAUAUGUGCAUUCAGCAAAAAAGAGAAUGUUAACAAUUUUAAUAAUGCAUGCCAUUUUUUUCUGUGUUUCAAUUGUUUAGAUGUAUAUUUUAGUGUGUGUGCAUAUUAGGUAAGUGGUACAGGGACGUUUGUGUUCCCGGAAGCUGGUUUUGGUUCCCAUGUGCCUGUCAUGGUGUGUGUAUCUCAUCUUCCCGAGUGUGAUUCUAGUGUUUAAAGAUAAGUAUUUUUCAUACAAGAUGCCCUCUCAAAGCCAGUCACAGAAUUCUUCUGGUGUUUAACUGGAAAAAACAAAGAAACCAGCAGUCUCUUCCAUUGCUUCUGGAAAAACUGCCUCUGUUAGACUUCCCUUGCUGGCAAGGGGAAUAAAGUGCCCAGGCUUCUAGCCUCAUCUGUACAGGGGAGAACAUAGAAAGGAAGGUGUGGGUGAGCAAUAUCCCAUACAGUGAGGCCACCCUCUGGGCCAAGGUGCAGCACCCUUGUCUCCUGAGUGUAGCAUCAUGAUGUGCGAUGUUGGUUAAUUCAUCCAGAAAGCUAGACAUGUUUCCAAGCUUGCCGUCAUCAGAGAAGGAAGAAUACAGAGAAACAAGUUUAGGAGUCCUCAUUCACCAGUAUAUCCACAGCACCUAUCAUGGUGUUGUGCAAAUAAUAGACACUCGAUAAAUAUUCAGGGCACAAAUGAGUAUUUUCUUUUUAAAAAUUAAAUAACUAAUUUGUUUUUGGCUGUGUUGGGUCUCCGUUGCUGCACAGAGGCUUUCUCUGGUUGUGGAGAGCAGGGGCUACUCUUCAUUGCAGUGCACGGGCUUCUCACUCCGGUUGCUUCUCUUGUUGUGGAGCACGGGCUAU